This is a messenger RNA of Dromaius novaehollandiae (emu), 1992 nucleotides long. RefSeq names its product diphthamide biosynthesis 2 (gene DPH2). Gene Ontology annotation, molecular function: 2-(3-amino-3-carboxypropyl)histidine synthase activity. The transcript has 6 exons. NCBI's taxonomy places the organism in Eukaryota, Metazoa, Chordata, Aves, Casuariiformes, Dromaiidae. The coding region runs from base 124 to 1560 and encodes 478 amino acids. Gene Ontology annotation, biological process: protein histidyl modification to diphthamide. The record is from RefSeq and is a predicted model, not a curated record.
UUCUUAUUGGCCGACUCCAGGUUCCAGCCCGGAAGCCGGUGCGGGGGUACCCGCGUGGCGGGCGGUGGGACGGAGGGGAGCGGGGCGGCUGCCCCGGCCCGUGACCCCUGCCCCCGCGGCGCCAUGGCAACGGCGUUCAGCAGCGACGGGGAGGCCGCCCUGCGGCGGGCGCUGGGCCCGGUGGCGGCGGCGCCGCGCGUGGACCUCGACGGCUUCUACGAGAUGGGCCGAGCCGCGGCCUUCGUGCGGGGCGGCGCGUUCCGCAAGGUCGCCCUGCAGUUCCCCGACGAGCUCCUGGCGGACGCAGCGGCGGUGGCAGCCCGCAUGGAGGCGACGACCGGCGCCGAGAUGUACGUCCUGGGGGACACCACGUACGGCAGCUGCUGCGUGGAUGAAGUGGCUGCCGAGCACGUGGGUGCCGAGGCACUGGUGCACUAUGGCCCAGCCUGCCUCAGCCCCUGCAGAAAGCUCCCGGUGCUGCACAUCUUUGGACGGCAGCCCCUGGACGUUGAGCGCUGUGCAGAGGUCUUCCGGGAGCUCUACCCUGACCGGCAGAGCCAUGUGGUGGUGCUGAGUGACGUGGUCUAUGCCCAUGCGAUGGGGGAGCUGCAGCAGCAGUUAUGCCAGGAGUACCCCAACGUUGUCUUCUCCAGGGUGGUGUGCGGGGACCCUCCCAGCCCGGUGCUGCCCAGGGAGGUGCGGCAGUUUGGCCGUUGGUUCCCUGUGGAGGCGCCGGGAGGGCUGCAGGACUGCGCCAUGUUCUACGUGGGAGCCGAGGGCCUGGCCCUCACCAGCUUCAUGCUCACCUGGAACCGCUGCCCCUUCAGCUCUUUUGACCCCGCCACCAGCUGUGGCCGCCGUGAGACCUUCAAUGUCAACCGGGCCCUGAUGCGGCGCCUCUACCUGGUGGAGCGGGCCCGGGAUGCCAGGGUGGUGGGCAUCCUGGUGGGCACACUCGGCGUGGCGGGCUACCUGACUGUGCUGCAGCACCUCCAGGAGCUGCUGCGCCGGGCUGGCAAGCGCAGCUACACGCUGGCUGUGGGGAAGCCGAACCCUGCCAAGCUGGCCAACUUCCUGGAAGUGGACAUCUUUGUCUUGGUGGCCUGCACUCAGAACUCCCUGCUGGACUCCAGUGACUACUACCGGCCCAUAGUGACCCCCUACGAGCUGGAGCUGGCCUGUAACCCAGCUCGGGAAUGGACUGGGAACUAUCUCACCGACUUCCGAGACCUGCUGCCAGCAGGUGCCUGCGCUCAUGUCGAGCUCCCGCCGGCAGGCUGCACAGAGGAGGCUGUUCCCGACGUCUCGCUGAUCACGGGGGAGAUGCGCAGUGUCCGUCUCUGCGACCCCCUGGCCCCCCAGCUACCCUCCAGUGCUGCCCUCGCCUGCAGGGACCAGAUGCGGGCAGUCGCGGAGAUCAGCCCUGCUGCCUCUUUCCUGGAAUCCCGCAGCUGGCGGGGCCUGGAGCAGCAGCUGGGGAAGACGCCUGUCUCCAAGGUCGUGCAGGGCCGGCGUGGGAUUGCCAUCGCCUACGAGGAUGAGGGCCGCAAGGAACCCUGAGGCUGUGGCAGCAUUGGCACCUGGCCAGGACCAGGGCAGUGCCAGAUGGAGGGGCCUGGACCUGGCCUGUCACAGGGUGUCAGACCUGCAAGGGUCUAACAACAGUCUGGACUUUGUUCCAGGUAGGGCAGGGAGCUGCCUCUAGCCGGCCCCACGCUGGAUGGGGCCCUGCAGUCUGUAGCACAGCAGUGGGAGAGGAGGUGCACAUAUGUUCAGUGAUGCCCACGGCAUGCUGGGGAGCACAGCCAGGGCAGCAGCUGGGCCAAUACAAGGCGCUUGGCCCAGACCUGGCCUCCAGGGCUCACUGCAUGGCCCAGUCAACAGGAGUUUUGGCACUACUGGGUAAAGGACACAAGCCUUGCAUGGAGCUGUCAGUGCUGGGACUCGGGACUUGUCUGGUUAUUGCUAUUAACUAAAGCUGAACUAAAAGGA